GCAACAGGUCGCUUUCGGACACAGACGGGGAAGGGAGAGAGAGAGAGAGAGAAGACACCUUGGCCUUCUUCCAACGCACCAGUGACAAUGCUGGAGCCAGAGUCCUCUGAGGUGCUGUGGAUCCUGAUUCUGGGCUUUGUGGUGGGUUUCUUCUUAGCUUUUGGGGUAGGUGCCAAUGAUGUGGCUAACUCUUUUGGGACAUCUGUCGGUUCCAAGGUGCUGACGCUACGACAGGCCUGCAUCCUUGCCACCAUAUUUGAGAUCCUAGGCUCUGUUCUCAUGGGUUAUAAAGUGUCGGAUACUGUAAGAAAAGGAAUUUUUGAAGUUGAAACGUAUUCAGAGUUUGAGAAACAACUCAUGAUGGGCUACCUUUCUGCUCUCAUCGGCAGUGCCAUCUGGAACAUCGCUGCUACCUUUUUCCGUUGGCCUGUGUCUGGCACGCACAGCAUCAUUGGGGCUGUUAUUGGCUUUACCCUGGUGGCACGCCCUUUCACCGACAUCAAGUGGAAGAUGCUAGGGCAGAUCGUUGCCUCUUGGUUUUUGUCUCCUGUGCUGUCCGGUCUCAUCUCUUCUGCCAUCUUCUAUGUCAUCAAGAAGUGCAUCCUCUCCAAGGACAAUGCGAUGAACAGAGGAUACCUGUCGUUGCCAUUCUUCUGGGGAUUCACCAUCUUUGUCAAUCUUUUCUCUGUUGUUCACGGUGGUCCAAAAUAUCUGGGCUUUGACUUGAUUCCAUGGUGGGGAGUCUUAAUUUUGUCUGUCUCCAUUGGCCUCAUCUUUGGACUCUGUGUCUGGUACUUCCUGGUGCCACACAUACAGCACUCUAUUGCCAAUAUGGGUGAUAGCGAAAGUAGUGAAAAUAACAUAGGCAAAGUAGAAAUACCGUCCAAGUUUUCAUAUCCUGAAGCUGAAAAUCCUGGUUUUGAAGAAAAUGGUCAUGACAUAGCCAUGGAAGACGUGAAGAGCAACCACACAUCUGAGCCCUCAGUCAUCAUAGAGUCCCUGCCCCCCAUAGAAGAGGAUCUAAGCAAAAAGAUGCCACAUGAUCUAUUCUGGAAAAAAAGGAAAUCCUCUGAUCUUCCUCCCCAGGACACCCCAGAAACAGCAAAGCUCUUCUCUUCCCUACAGGUUCUAACAGCUAUCUUCGCUUCCUUUGCCCACGGUGCCAAUGACGUUAGCAAUGCUAUCGGCCCUGUCAUUGCACUGUACAUGAUCUACCGGGAUGGGAAUGUGCUGCAGCGUACGGAGAGUCCCUUCUGGAUCUUGCUGUAUGGGGGUGUUGGUAUUAGCAUUGGGCUCUGGGCUUGGGGACAGAAAGUCAUCAAGACUAUUGGGGAAGAUCUCACUGCGAUCACACCCUCCAGCGGCUUCUGUAUCGAGAUUGGGGCCGCCACGACCGUUUUAGUUGCAUCCAAGAUUGGACUGCCCAUCAGUACCACGCACUGUAAGGUGGGCUCAGUGGUCUUUGUGGGGUGGGUGCGCUCACGAGCCGCUGUUGACUGGAAACUUUUCCGAUCAAUCGUCCUCGCUUGGGUGCUAACGCUACCAGUCUCGGCUGCCCUCUCUGCCCUUGCCAUGGUCAUCCUGCAAGCGGCUGCCAGCUAACAACGAUGAGACACAAUAGGACAUGGACUGCCAUUCGCCGGGGUGUCUAGAGGUCAGCUUCUGUGAGCUCAAAGAGGUGCCUCUUUUUGAAAGAUGAUUUGAUCUCUUCUGCAUGGUAAAUCUUGAUGCAGGCCAAGUCCUUCUCAGUCAUUUUCAAUGCCUUAUGAAAGUUUCUUCAACUCUUUUACUAGAAAUUAGAGUAUAAUAAGGUUUCCGGAGGGAGGGGGGACUCCAGAAUACACUAAAGCCUCAUUCUAACAGAACAAGGAUGCAAGCAGAAAUGUAGCAUGUCAAUUCAUUGUGGUACUAAUUUUUCUGGAAUCAAAUUAUCAUCAAGUCUGAUUGUAUUCCAGUUAUACACCCUGAUGUCAAUAUUUUUUCAUGUGUAUUUCUGAAGUUAAGUAUCAUCUACACUAUCCAUCUCCCUACUUCUGACAAGAAAUUUGUUUUCUGUAUUCCUACUCCAAAUUUAUUAUUGGUUAGUUGUUAUUGAUAUUGUGUUAUUGCAGUAAUUAAAAUAGAAUUUUAAAAUAAUUAACUUAAAUUCUGUUAUUUGCCAUUUUUAUAAUUUUGAUGCCCUUGAUGUUAUUUUUGAUAUUUACAAUACUUUCUUAAAAGACAAAUAAGUAACAUUUCUUUUUAUUGUUUUCAAAAUCAAAAAUUGAAAGUUUAAAUAAAAUUCCUUUCCCUACUGUCAAAUGUCAAAAAGUUAAACUGCUGAAUUGCUGAUUUAUUUAUUUUAAGUUUUGUAACACAAACAUAAGAUAUCUAGUUAAUCACUUUUCUGUAUUAAUAAGUAUAAAAUCAUAGAAUGAAUUCAUAUUGUACAGAUAAGGAGAUAUGUGUAUUGCGUCUUGUUCUAUCCCCCUUCGUUCAUCUUCCUUUUGGUUUAUUAAAAACGAAGGGAAAGUGUGUGAAUGAAGACGUAGCUGAAAAGAAGGCAUUCACUGUUUCUUAUUUUUCAAAGGUGGUAAUCUGAAGUUUAAUAUUUUUAUGUGAUCACUAAAAAGAAUAAUUGAUUCUUAUAAUUAAUCAAAUUAAUUGCCAAACAGUUGAUCAUUGACAUGAUACAAAAUUUUUUAAAAUUUCUUUAAGUUUGUAUUUAGUGCUUAAUGAAUUGAUUUCAUUGCAUGUUAAGUAACAUAUUGCUUUUUAUUGCUAGCUUGUACAUUUUGUGCUAGGUUUUUGUCUAUUUGAUUUAAUACUUUAAAUCAAAGUAUUAAGUAGUUUGAAAUAGUGUACUGGUUUAUUUUUUUAUUAAUUGUUGAAUGUGUUUUUCACAAUGAGAGAGGUUAGUUUUAUUCCAUGUUACUUAUUUAAAGAAAAAUAUGCUGUAAUCAAUACCCAAAAGGUUUAACUGUAUUCUGGAAUGUGCUUUUGAUUUCUGAAUCUUAAGAAAGUUCUGAAAGGGACAAUAACAUCAAAUCUGCUUAUCAACACUGAUUGUGCUGGCAUUGUUUUUACAAUUGGUUACUCUGUGUUUCAUGAAAGUAUUGAAAGAAAGAAAAUGACUUGGACUUAUAUUUUUGAUGUACUGUGUUAAAAGAUGAUCAAGAAAUUCCUCUGGAUACCCCAAUCUCUUGUAUAUAGCAUGAUAAUGCACCCACUCAUGUUGCUCAUGAUGAAUCAUUUUGGAUCUGGGAGACAUGACCCAUGUAUGAAAUUGUGUCAGACACUGGUUUUUAGAUGCAGAAUAUGCCAACGAGCCUGUUAAUAUAAUUUGUUCUGGAAAUGAUUUUUUCAUUUUUACAAAACUGUCAGUAUUAAGUGUCAAAUCACAUUUGAAAUCUAACCACCUGUACCCCUUUGGUGUUUUGUUGCGAGAGUUUUUAUAAAAACGUUUGCUCUUAAAUGCAUUGAUCUAUAAAAUUUCAAUGAAAAAAGCUGUUUUAUUUUUUUAAUUUAUAUAUUUAUUUUUUAGAGUAAUUGGAUUUUAUACUAAGAAUAAAUUUUGUUACAUUUUCUAAGAAUAUUCUGUUAGUUUCAUGGUCAACAAAAAAAUUCAUAGACGGGAAAAGGCUUCAGGUAUUGUAAGCACAGAAAAAUAAUACAUUUACAUACUAUAACCAGACAUUCAAAAUAGGAUUUUUUAAAUUAAUAAUUAAUUUUUAAUAAAUUUUGUUAUGUUUCAGAGCUUUUUAAAAAAUUUUUAGAAUUUAAUAAUUCUGGUUUAGUUUCUAAAAUCCAAGA
Uloborus diversus is the source of this 3792-nucleotide messenger RNA. RefSeq names its product sodium-dependent phosphate transporter 1-B-like (gene NaPi-III). The record is from RefSeq and is a predicted model, not a curated record. Gene Ontology annotation, cellular component: membrane. Bases 88 to 1602 code for a protein of 504 amino acids. The transcript is spliced from 14 exons. Gene Ontology annotation, molecular function: phosphate transmembrane transporter activity. NCBI's taxonomy places the organism in Eukaryota, Metazoa, Arthropoda, Arachnida, Araneae, Uloboridae. Gene Ontology annotation, biological process: phosphate ion transmembrane transport.